This is a messenger RNA of Truncatella angustata, 4494 nucleotides long. Its product is annotated as lysophospholipase NTE1. The transcript is spliced from 3 exons. Gene Ontology annotation, molecular function: phosphatidylcholine lysophospholipase A1 activity. Lineage: Eukaryota; Fungi; Ascomycota; Sordariomycetes; Amphisphaeriales; Sporocadaceae. The record is from RefSeq and is a predicted model, not a curated record. Gene Ontology annotation, cellular component: endoplasmic reticulum. Bases 1 to 4494 code for a protein of 1497 amino acids. Gene Ontology annotation, biological process: lipid metabolic process.
AUGACAGACGUUGAUGCACUCGUCACAGCAAAAGGGUCAUCGUGGCUCGGCUGGUUCGGAAGAGCGAUAUUGUUCAUCCUCCAGCUGCUCUCAUCCAUUGUCUACUGGAGUUUGAAGCUCACCACCAUUUCUGUCUCAACUCUGAUAUAUCAGCUGUUUGCCACGAAUCUGACCGUCACCAUGAAUUUUACAACACUGGCGUUGAUAUUUGCCAUGGUCGUGUCCGCGGUUACAUGGGUCGUAAGAUACAGGUACUUGAACAUGUACUCUCGCCUUCCCCCCGAACCUCAACGCAAGGAGCCCGAACUUGAUCUUCCUCCGGAUACUCAUGAUGAAGGAAGCAAGCCAGGCCUGACAAACUACUUGGACGAAUUCCUCAGUGGCCUGAAGAUCUUUGGAUACCUUGAACGCCCUGUCUUCCACGAGUUGACUCGAAGCAUGCAGACCAGAAAACUCAUUGCGGGCGAGACGUUGAAUCUAGAAGAGGAGCAGGGCUUCUGUCUUGUGGUUGACGGCCUGGUGGAGAUAUUCGUCAAAUCAGCGAAGCGAAAUGGUGGCAGUGAGGCAACGAGUUCCUCCAACGAUGAAGAACAUCAGUUCUCUUCGGGCAAUCAGCCUUACCAGCUUCUUACUGAGGUUCGAAAUGGAGCGCCAAUGUCGUCACUAUUCUCCAUCAUGUCAUUGUUUACCGAAGAUGUACAGCUACGACUACCAUCUGAUGAUUCCGCACCAGCUUCGACUGCGGCUUCCUUUAAUGACCACCUUGGACCUCCAAGUGCUGCGCUGGCACAUGCACGUCAUGUGUCAGAUUCCUUACCCACCACACCUCUGCCCGACAGAGAUGGAAAGCGAGCGCAACUGGUGGACGAGGCCGAGGUUAUACCUCUUAGCUCUCCCAAUGGAAGCUACUUCAACCAGAUCCCGCCGAUGUCACUCGAUCAGUCGUCAACACCACGGCGUCCAGCUCGUCCUAUACCGAGGAGGAUGGCCACCAAGUCUGUUCAUCCUGACAUUGUCGCCCGGGCCACUGUCGACACCACUAUCGCUAUUAUCCCGGCUAAUGCUUUUCGUCGGUUGAUAAAAAUGUACCCGAAAGCUACUGCACACAUUGUUCAUGUCAUUUUAUCCAGGUUCCAGCGUGUAACCCUUGCCACGGCGUACAACUACCUAGGCUUGUCAAACGAAGUGCUGCAUAUCGAGAAGAGCAUGAUCAAUUUCUCAGCUUGUCAACUGCCCAAUAUAUUGCGCGGUGACGCUCUUGAACGGCUCAAAGAGAAGUUUCAAUCAGAGAGAGAACGAACCAGCGAAGAGGAUAGUGGCAAGGGUAUCGCUCUGCAUAAUGCAUCAACCACCUCUCGCCGGCGCAGUUCUAGCACAGGUCUACGGAGAGAGGCCGUCGUGCAGGCUAUGACCAAGGCUCGGGCGACCUCGGUCGUCGCCUCGACCAUCGCUCCGCCCAGGGAGCGGUCAUCCCUACAUACUGCUGGCCCUGGUGACUUACUAGCUAAUAUCCAAUCUGCACGCACUGGCGGUUCUCGGGUACCAGGAACACUUGACAUUCCUGUCACACCUUGGCAAUCUGGAGAUCCUUUUGCACGCGCGGACGGCGCCAGCCCUUUGACCCGUCACGCGUUUGACCCAUUUUCUACUCAAAAGCGGACACGCAUUUCGAUGGAUCCCAGAGAGUCGGUUGACGAGGACAACCUGUUUCGAGUAUCUAUCUUAGAAUGUGUAUUUACCGCUCUGGGACUGAGCUCUGGAGGUUCUUCCAGAGGCCCGGAUUCUGUGGAAGCAUCUCCACGGCUUGUCUCUUACGAUCAGCGGAGACAAAGAGCGGUCUUCAGCAACAAUGCUUUUGGAUUCAUGGAUUCUGUCGAAGGUUCACACGACUGGGAUGCAGAGUCGAUGACAUCUGGUGGCAUGUCCAUGACUGGAGUCCCAAAUCCUCAGCUUCUUGCGGCAGAAAUGCGGCAGGAGGUCGAGAUUGUCUUCUUUCCUCAGGGUUCUGUGCUCGUGGAGCAGGGAGAGCGUAGUCCCGGCAUCUACUAUGUAGUUGAUGGCUUCCUUGACAUCGGUGUACCAUCUGAAGAUUCUAGCCCAGAGAUUCUGAGCUCCUCCAGCCGAAUGUCUAUGUCAGCCAUGCACCGUGAAGAUGCCCAAGCAUCACACAUACGCUCUUCCUCCAAAACGCCCACCCCUUCCAGCCGAGCGUCCAAUGCAGGGAUUAGUGCAGCCGAGAGCAAGAAGAAGAGCAGGAUAGGCCGACGUAAUGUUGGCCUCGUCAAACCCGGAGGUCUUGCCGGUUACAUUGGAACGGUCUCGUCGUAUCGCUCCUUUGUUGAUGUCGUGGCCAAGACAGAUGUCUAUGUUGGUUUUAUACCUCGAGCAUCGUUGGAGCGUAUAGUGGAAAAAUACCCUAUCGUUCUGCUCACCAUGGCUAAGAGACUCACAAAUCUCCUGCCGCAGCUUAUCUUGCAUAUUGAUUUCGCGCUUGAAUGGGUCCAAAUCAAUGCCGGUCAGGUUUUGUUCAACAAGGAUGAAGAGAGCGAAGCCAUUUAUCUAGUGCUCAACGGGCGACUUCGUCUCAUUGAGGACAGGAGAGAUGGCGGGCUCAACGUUCGUGCUGAGUUUGGUCAAGGUGACAGUGUCGGUGAGCUGGAGGUCCUGACCGAAUCCACUCGAUCGGGCACUUUACAUGCUAUUCGAGACACCGAACUUGUAAAGUUCCCUCGAACAUUAUUCAACAGUCUUGCACAAGAACAUCCGAAUAUCACCAUCAAGAUCUCCAAGAUCAUUGCGUCUCGAAUGAGGACGCUGGUGGACGACCCCUCCAAAGCAUUGGCUAAGGAUAGCACAGCUGGAACGUCUAUCAACAAGAUCUCUUCGACUACGAACAUGAGGACAGUUGCCAUUCUCCCUGUGACUUCAGGUGUGCCUGUGGUGGAUUUUGGCAAUCGAUUGUUGAACGCCCUUACGCAAGUUGGCGUUCCUGGUGGCGCCACUUCUCUUAACCAAUCCGCGAUCCUCAACCAUCUCGGCAAGUAUGCCUUUAACAAGAUGGGCAAGCUCAAAUUGUCUCAGUACCUUGCUGACUUGGAAGAGAAAUACGGGUUGGUUGUUUAUGUUGCUGAUACUAACGUCAACUCGCCUUGGACCCAAACUUGUAUCACACAAGCUGAUUGUAUCCUCCUUGUUGGUCUGGCAGAGGCAUCCCCAGAGAUUGGCGAGUAUGAGAGGUUCAUGCUUGGCCAGAAAUCAACAGCGCGGAAAAUAUUGGUCUUGGUCCAUGCCGAUAGAUACUCCCCACCAGGCCUCACCAGAUCUUGGUUGAGGAACCGUGUCUGGAUCAAUGGUGGCCACUAUCACAUACAGAUGGCUUUCAAGACAAAUGCGGUCCCGGUGCAUCCUCCAUCUAAGCGUCUCCGCGCUGCUUUGAAAGAACGAGUCCAAGUUCUUCAAGCCGAGAUUCAGAAGUAUACUAGUCGCAAGAUGCAGCAUACUGCUUACUAUUCACCCGAUGCACCCUUCAAAGGCGACUUUCACCGGCUGGCCAGACGGCUCUGUGGUAAAUCAGUUGGCCUCGUUCUUGGUGGUGGUGGUGCUCGCGGUAUUUCUCAGAUUGGCAUUAUAACAGCCAUGGAGGAAGCUGGAAUUCCAAUUGAUGUCAUUGGAGGGACAUCUAUUGGUGCUUUCAUUGGAGCAUUGUAUGCCCGACAUGCAGAUGUGGUCCCCAUGUUUGGGUUGGCCAAGAAGUUCGCUGGGAGAAUGGGGAGCAUGUGGCGUUUCGCGCUUGACCUGACCUACCCUUCUGCUUCUUACACGACCGGUCAUGAGUUCAAUCGUGGUAUUUUCAAAGCAUUUGGGAAUCAUCAGAUUGAGGACUUCUGGUUGGAGUAUUACUGCAAUACUACAAACAUUAGCAAAAGUAGAGGCGAGAUCCACACCAGUGGGUAUGCUUGGCGGUAUGUGCGAGCUUCUAUGUCUCUGGCAGGUCUUCUACCGCCACUAUGCGAUGAAGGCAGCAUGCUACUCGAUGGAGGUUACAUAGACAACCUGACCGUCUCUCAUAUGAAGUCCGUCGGCGCUGACGUUAUCUUCGCCAUUGAUGUCGGAUCGUUGGAUGACGAUACACCACAGGCCUACGGAGACACUCUGUCGGGAACAUGGGCAUUUGUCAACAGAUGGAAUCCGUUUUCAUCCAUACCUAACCCUCCGACCUUGGCUGAGAUCCAGGGUCGCCUAGCAUACGUCUCAAGUGUUGAUGCACUCGAGAGAGCUAAAACGAUGCCUGGCUGCGUAUACAUGCGUCCGCCUAUUGAUGACUACGGAACCCUUGACUUUGGCAAAUUUGAUGAGAUUUACCAGAUGGGGUACCAGUAUGGUAAGGAAACUUUGGCUCGCCUGCGCGAGGAAGGUGAACUCCCAUUAGUAGAAGAAACGGAAGCCAAGAAAGCUCUCAGGAGGACAAUGGCCCCUCGUAGAGCCAGUAUUUAG